AUGUCAAAUAAUCAAGUUGUCAACGUUAAAACAACUUUUCAUGAACAGGAAUCCCCAGUACCACCUAAUCCAGCUGGGGAUGAGAGAAUAAAGAUUGAAUCCUACAAUACGCUCAACGAAACGACCCCGUUACACUAUGCCAUCGACACUGCCAACCUCGCCGUUAUUCGUAUGCUUAUUAUUGCCGGAUCCAAGCUUGAUCUCAUCGAUAGUGAUGGUGAAGCUGCCGCUCACUACGCUAUUCGUGAAUCGAGAACCGACGCUCUCCGUCUUUUGCUCCAGUCCGGUGCCAACCCGAAUCUCGCCAACGACGACGGUGAAUCACUUUUGCAUUUCGCCGCAUCGCUUGGUGAAGAGAACUGUUGCCGUCUUCUUGUUCAAGCUGGUGCCAACAUCAGUUGUUUGGACGAAUCCGGUUGCACUCCAUUGGCUGAAGCCAAGAACAACGGUCACUCUCAGGUCGUUCAAUUCUUGCGUUCUUGUUCCCAACCACAACAACAACAACAACAACAAAAGGAUAAUGCUUGCCCAUACUCUAGCUUCCAAGAUAUCAGAUACGGAAAUUACACCGUCUCACCAGUUUCAAUUUCAAACAAAUCCUGUUUUUAG
Messenger RNA from Heterostelium album PN500, 609 nucleotides. Its product is annotated as ankyrin repeat domain-containing protein. The record is from RefSeq and is a predicted model, not a curated record. The transcript has 2 exons. NCBI's taxonomy places the organism in Eukaryota, Evosea, Eumycetozoa, Acytosteliales, Acytosteliaceae. Gene Ontology annotation, molecular function: protein binding. Bases 1 to 609 code for a protein of 202 amino acids.